Molecule: messenger RNA, 1708 nt
Organism: Aricia agestis (brown argus)
Lineage: Eukaryota; Metazoa; Arthropoda; Insecta; Lepidoptera; Lycaenidae
Product: multiple C2 and transmembrane domain-containing protein-like
Exons: 14
Coding region: 74-1666 (530 amino acids)
Biological process (GO): regulation of neurotransmitter secretion
Cellular component (GO): synaptic vesicle membrane
Molecular function (GO): calcium ion binding
Source: RefSeq, a predicted model, not a curated record
UCCUAGACGAAGGAAAGGCCUAUGGCGUCCGAGGUCUUUAAUUAAUUUACCAAGAAGUGAUUCUUACGCCGUUAUGGAGCUCGCUACAAGUACGAGUGAAAAGGUCAAGAAGUCGAGAGGAUGGGACACCAUAGUGACAGUUGUGCUGGUAAACGCCAAGAAUAUACCGGUAAUUACUGAGGAUGGACACGUUCAUAACUUGUAUUGUAAAUUCAGAUUAGGUUCAGAAACUUUCAAGUCCAAAAGCGUCCCUGGUUCUAAGCAGCCGGAAUGGCGGGAACGAUUUGAACUACGCAUGUCUGAAGAUCACGAACUUCACAUCUCUUUGUGGGAUAGAGGGAAGCAGAAAAACUCAAUGGGAAGCUGUGUUUUAGAUCUAUCCAGUUUCGAGAAGGAGCGCACCCAUGAGAUUUGGCAGGAGCUAGAGAAUGGUUUCGGCGCGAUACAUUUUACGCUGACGAUGUGCGUCGUCCGUGCACCCGGAACACCUGAAACCAAUGCUAUUGAUCUAUAUGAAAAAAAGCCCGUCCACAGAUUUAGACACGGUUGGAAGAUCGUCGGUGUGUUACACGUCGCGGUAAUCGAGGCAAAGGGACUCACGAGUAAACCAAACGCCUACUGUGUCCUCGAAAUUGACAACGAAAGGGUUCAAACACACAAGGCGGGAAGCAGCGCCGAGCCGAAGUGGAAUAAAACCUAUAUGUUUAACGUGUACGACGUAUCAUCAACCCUGGACAUCAAGGUGUACGACAGUACGUUAAACAUGAUAAGCGACUCAAUCGGCAAAGUCUCAAUACCUUUGCUAAGAGUACAGAACGGUGAGAUGCGAUGGUACGCGCUCAAGGACAGAUCUAAGCGACACAACGCUAAGGGCAACUGUCCCAGGAUACUGCUGCAGAUGUCCUUAGUAUGGGAUCCACUCAAAGCGACGUUAAGGCUGUUCCAACCGAAGGAGGUGAAACACAUCAAGAAACCGCCCAAGUUCGACGUGGGGCUGAUCUACUCCAACAUCCAGUUUGUCACCAAUAUCUUCAUCUUCAUAGAGCAAAAACACGAAGUAUUCAAGCGUCUCUUCGAAUGGGACGACAAGGAGCUCUCUCUCGUGGCGGUGCUAUGCUGGAUCGUGUUCUGUCACUACAUCACGCUGUGGUCGCUGGUGCUGAUGCUGCUUCUGCCCUUCUUCUACUACUGGCUGAUCAACCGACAUCAAGAUCAUAUUCACGACGUAAACAGUACAAAGCAUGAAGAGAAUAAGAAAAACAAAGAAGGCAUUUACGUGACUGGAAAACUACAGGACCUACAGACCAUGACCCUUACCAUCACAAACAGCAUAGAGUUCAUCUCGAGCCACGCAGAAAAAAUACACAAUCUGGUGUCAUUCAAGGUACCUUUCUUCAGUUAUGUGGCGAUAGCUUUCCUGUUGGUCGGUUCUCUGGGUGUCUAUCUGCUCCCAUUCAAUUAUAUCUUAAUGGGUCUUGGAGUAUACAAGUUUGGAAGGAAAUAUUUAAACCCAAGUAGAAUUUUGAAUAAUGAUUUAUUAGAUUUCUUCUCGAGAAUACCGGAUAAUCACUUAUUGGAGGAAUGGAAAGAGCUAAGUGUUCCCGAGCCCAACCAAGACGUGUACGUGGCAAGAAACCUCAAUAGAUCCAUCAGCACCUCAAUUUGAGGCAUCAAUUCACUAAUUAUUGUUAAAUAUUAACUAAACUUA